Molecule: messenger RNA, 1325 nt
Organism: Aphanomyces astaci
Lineage: Eukaryota; Oomycota; Saprolegniomycetes; Saprolegniales; Verrucalvaceae
Exons: 1
Coding region: 37-1212 (391 amino acids)
Cellular component (GO): nucleus; cytoplasm
Molecular function (GO): protein binding
Source: RefSeq, a predicted model, not a curated record
CACUUUUGAAACUCGAUCACCGCCGCACUUUGGACGAUGGCAACUGUCUUCGACUUCCCCGCAACGGCCUUCGUGGAUGCUGCGGCAUGCGGCGACUUGGAUCAUGUGAAUGAUCUUCUAACGUCCACAUCCCCUUCCCUGACCGCGGAAGUGAUCAACAAGGUCGACAAAGACGGCAAGUCAGCGUUCCAUUACGCAUGCUUGAACGACGAUGCCAACCUGUUGCGGAUUCUCCUCGCAGACGAUCGCGUCGAUGUGUGUUUGGUGUCCAGGAAUGGGGAUUCGGGCUUCCACAUGGCCGCCUUAUACUCGUCCCUGAAAGCGUUGGAGCUUCUGCAUGGAGAUGGCCGGUUGAACAUAAACGCCCAGAACCAGUACGGCGAGACACCGCUCCAUCUGUGCGCCGGGUCUGGGGACAAGAGCGCGCAUCGCACCGCGGACUUGUUGCUUACGUUCGGCGCAGACCUCACGGUGACGGACAAGUGGGGACGCGGUCCCAAGGACGUGAGCCACGACAACGCGGAAAACCCCAUCGUCGAGACGUUCAAUGCGUACUUAUGGGAUCGAACUCGAUGCUCCCAAGAGCAUGCCGAUGCUAUCCACGGUACCACAGAGUCCUACCGUGCCAAGUUGGAGGAGGAGCGCGCGGCGGCGGCGCUCCAGGCGCAAUCGCGACCCAAAAUGGGCAUGAUGAUGUCGUUGGGGGGACUGAAAGGCGUUCAGCUCAAGAAGACCGAGACGGUGGUGAAAGCCAUGUUCAAGGCAGACGAAGGCAAGGUGUCUGGUGUUACCACCGGAAACGUAAGCAAUGGCGACGGCAGGACGGCGCUGUCCAAGCUAAUCGACUUCCCCGGGGACCUCGACGCCAUCACGCGGCAUCUAGCGGAUGUGGAGAAGGUGAACCCCGGCGGCGCGGAUGCAUAUGGACUUACGGCGUUACACAAGUUUGCGUCGUGGAACAAGACCGACUACAUCGAGUUACUCCUGCCACACUUGGCCGCCCCCACCGACUUGAAUGCGCAGUGUCCCGAAGGCAAGACGGCGCUUCAUUAUGCCGUGGAAAUGGCGUCCGUCGCUGCCAUCAAGGUGCUCGUUGCAGCUCAACUAGACCGCCACAUCAAGGACAACAAGGGACGAACGGUGCAAGACAUCCUGGACGGCGCCACGGCGUCGGGAGUCAUUGAACGGAUAAGAAAUGCUCUCGGCGAGUAGCGCAUCACGGUUGUGUCUUGUAGCGAUGUCAAUAACGAAUGCUCAUGUCCGUCAGUGUUACAUCCACGUCGGAUGCCGACAGUUCCGCCGCGGCUUCUGGGAUUGGAUCGGAC